ACACAAAGCUUGCAAAAAUGGAUAGUGUCGAGUAUGGUUGAAUGACUUGUGCAGUGAAAAUCAAUGACUAACGGUUAGAGUGUCAAACUUGCUGAGUGUUUAUUUAAAUGAAAAGAUAUGGCACAAUAUUUUCAUUUGUAUAAUAGAUUCAAACAGAAAAAUUAAAAACAUGUGACGGAUUUUAUAUCACUUUAUCAUUAGAUAUAUUUUUCGCGCACCUGUUGUUGAUAAUUGUGAAAACUUGAAUAACGAUGGAUCCAUUGAGAUUAAAAAGUGGGCUUCCUACACACCAAUCGUAUUACGAUAAACUUGUUAAGUCAGGUAGAAUUACCGGGAAAACUCGAAACACGACAGAUAACAUUAUAGAACCAAAUGUUCACGAUGACAUUGAGUGUGAGAAUCCAUUUAUUACUGCCUCAGUUUCUCCGGGGCUGGAAAUACCUAGUGAAAAUAGGGAGAAAAUCAAGGCCAAAAACUAUGCAAUGAGAUCUAAAUCUCUACAGGAUUUAAAAAAUGCCAGACGAGAGAUUGGACACAGCCAGUAUGGAAAUGGAAUGGAUUCUGAAUAUCUCCAAAACCUCUACAAGAAAUAUCCGCACACUUUCCACAGAAGAAACCCCAAAGAUUCAAGGAGACCCUCAAGGCAAAUGUUCAACUCAGGCCUUCAUGUUCAUUUUGACGACGAAGUUCAUUAUAAUGACGAUGUUUGCAGUGUUAGUUCAGAGAGACCAGCAAUAACCAAAUAUGACAGAGAAAUGGAGAGGAUUUUUGGUCACCAUAGACAUCCUCGGUCAUGUUUAACAAGUCCCACUCCAUCCUUAAUUCUGGAUUCUGCAGAAAGGCACUGUGAACGUGGUCCAAGAUUGCCUCCAAAAACUAAGUCAUAUACUCUGCCCAGUCGUCCUCUGCACCAUGGAGACCUAUCUGAACCAUUGAAAUUUCAAAGACCUAGCCAGUCAGAGAGUGAUUAUGGCUCAGAUCGUAUCAAAUUGUUAGAACUAGAACUCGAGAGGAAAGAAAAACAGAUACAGAGUUACAGACGGAGAUUGGAGUUUCAGCAUCAGACCCCCCACAAUACUAAUAGUACCUUAUCUGACUCCUCACACUGGAGAGUGCUAAGUCCAGAUUCCCCUCCUGACAGUGCCAUUGACAUAGACUCUUCCUCAGUGCAGUCCUCUAACUUGGGACCCUCACACCUGUCACCCCGAAAUGAUCACUUACCUUACGACACCGGUCACCUGAACCCAGAAUUCUCACCAAAAGAGAGAAAGUAUGGCUCCACUGGUCACCUGAAUCAGAUAUCCAUCGCUGGUUAUCUGCAGCAAAGGCAGAAUGGAAAUCUUGUGCAAAACAGCAAUAAAGAUUCUGAUGUGGAUUCCGGUAUAGCACAGUCAUUAACGAGGAUGACGUUGGAUAAAGGAAUUAGAGACCUCCACAAUGGGACAUCCAUAUGGGAUUCUAGCCAUCUGCACCACAGACCAAUGUCAGCCAUGGAGUUUGGUCAAACCAGGCAUGCUGUAGACAAGUUUGAAUUCCUAAAGGACUCCAGAAUUUCAAGGAGAAAAGAUAGUGAUGAUGAUUCCAUCAUCCAAGAAAUACGGCAUCACCCUGUGAUGGCUGAAUACCAGUUUAGGGCAGUGAACCAGCAAGAAGAAGAGGAAGAGGUGGAUGACUCUGACCCUAGCUUUGGGCUUCCAACCAUUACAGAGGAUGAUACUUUUGUUAGAGAAAUCUACCAACAAAGGAAGAAGCCCACUCCUUACAAAAUAGUGCAGCGGUGUCUGACGGCAAGACCAAAUAGUGCUCCCACAUGGAAGAACUGUGCUAGUGAAAGCCAUGUAUCUGUGUUGUGUACUCCAAGGAGGAAAGAAAAAACAUGGAAAUUUUCUGCAGUAAAUCCGAGGGAAGAAGAGAUGGAAAAUGUCCAAACUUUCAAGAGCAAAUCAGAGAGUCAUCUGCAUGGGAAGUCCGAUGCCAGGACUUUUGACCGUGAUGUUGACCAGUUCAAGUUUAAUCCUAAGAUAGAGGAUAAGAUACGAAGACACUCCAGAAAGUUGUCUCAGUCCAGUGAUUCUGACCAGUCAGAGACAACUCUCAUUUCCUCCCAAAUAGCCCUCAAUGAAAAUCAUCCCAUUGGUGCUCAUUUCGAUCACAAAGACUUACCCAUUGCUCCUAAAUCUCCUCAUAAUUUUAACCAAAUGGAAAGGAUGCUUGUAAAUGAUAACUCGUCUGCAAGACCAGGAUUUAGGGAGCCAUUAUCAAAAGUGCAAUUCAGAAAGGAUCUGAAGUUUACAGAUUUGAAUGAUGAUGUUUUAGGACAUACUGAGGAAAGUGAUACAACUAACUCUGGCCUUUUGGAACCUGAGAGACUGAUGCCAUAUGAAGCUUCUGUGAUAAAAAUGGACCAACAAGGUUUGGCUGUGGAGGACAUGAUGGAAAGUGACUCAGACAAUGUAUUUGCUAAGCCUCUAGUGUUAAACAAAAUUCCAAAGUCAGAUCAACGAGAAAAGGAUCCUAGGAGUAAAUCUCCAGAGAAAGUGACCAGUUCCCAUGUUACAGUUAGCAGGGAAUCAUCAGCUUCAGUGCCAGAGUCUGAGAAUACAGAGCGGGCUUCUGGUUCUUCGGAGCUGUCUGCAGAAUCGGACGACAAUCAGGAAGAUGGAAAUGCAGCACCACUAUUUGAUGAGGAGGAGUAUGAUCCCCAGGACCCAGACUAUGCAACUGUUAUGUGUUCUGCUGAUGAUGGAAUGAAUCAACUCACCCUAACAGAUCCUGUACAAGAACUGAAUGAAGAAAAACCAGACACGUCACAUCAUAUCUAUGCCAAAGUGAAACAUGUUAACAGAAAAACAGAAAUACUGGACUCGGAGCAAGAGAAGGGUAAAUCUAGUAGCCCAGAGGCAGACAUUAGACUCCAUGGUAGUGGAACUAACAAUACUGAGAGUUAUGUAGUGGAAGCGGGUACUAAGCUUAGUAGGAAAGUGUCACAGAGUACCCCAAAUGUUGCAGAGACCUCUACAUAUAAAUCUAAUCAGGAAGUUCCACCAUUACCUGACAGGAAUUAUGGGAGCACCACCAACUUGGCCAAGAGUAAGGAGCUAAGUGGAUCCAGGAUUUCUCUGUCCAAUAAAAUGAGCAACCUUCGGGCAGCGGCAAAGAGCAAGUUCAAGACUUUGCGAAAGGCCGUAAGUCUGGAUAAAGGAAUCAACAAGACACAGGGGGAGUUCCGCCCAGAGGACCUCUCGGCGGACAUGCCUCCCCAGGGGAAACCCCCCAAAGCCAAGAAGGGGAGGUCACUCAAGAAAUUAUUUGGGAGGAAAAGUUCCAAACACAGAUCCACAGAGAUCUCUAAUCAUGGAAGUACAGAGACAUCAGAUAAGGUAGCCGUGACUGGACAUUGUAGUUCUAUAGAGUCCAGGACGUCAGAAGACGAGGUCUCGAUCAGUCAGCUGAGGGAAGUACUGCCUGAUGGGACACAGAUCGUGGAACUUAACAGACGACACAAGGGACCAAUCGGAUUCUACAUAGCAAGAGGCAGCACACAAUUCAAACAUGGAAUCUUUGUGUCCCGAUUCUCGGAAGACGUAAAUGCUGAUGAGCGUUUUGCUGGACUGUUAAAUGUGGGAGACGAGAUAUUAGAAGUAAAUGGACACAAUAUCAGUGACGCAUCACUGGACGACGUAUAUGACCUCAUGGCUGACCAGUGCUUAGAGGUCAAGAUUUUACCACUGUUGUCUCGCAAGGAUAUUCACGAAGAGUCAUCGACGUGCUGAAUUUCUUGGGAGCUCAUCCAUGUUGAAAUGCCAUAAUUAUUCUACAGUUACUGUAGAAAUACUUUUUUUCUGAAUGGGAUUUAUUAAGAAAUAUGUUUGAGGUCACAUAUUUUCUGUGGAAAUUUUUCACAUAUUUUAAUACAAUGUAUUUAUAAAUUCAUAAAUUGGCAAUCCGAAAAAUCUGAGUAAUUUUAUACUUGUGGAUUGAACAGAUAUUGUGAUUCUGAGGAAAUAUGACCCUGUGAAAAAGAAUAUGAUUCUGUAGUAUUAGCAUUUUUGUUAUGUACAAUCAUGGUAUAAAGAUGUUUAUUUAAAAUUUUUUUUUUUCAAGGCCAAAAAAAAUUAAUUAAUACUUUUUCAGGCACCGCCGCAUCAGUUCAAAAACGGCCGCAUUGAUCAAUUUUAUGACAUAUUGAAAAGAGAGAUAACUCAAUUUUCUAUUUUUCCAAGUUGAAAAAGAAAAUCGAGUUGUUCCCCUUUUCAUAAGUGCUAAGAUAAACGUUUUUUAUUAGAAAAACAAUGCAUUUCUUCUUAAUUGUCAGUAUUAUAUUAAUUAACUUUUAAAUAAAUGUUUGGAGUAACAUUAUUUAAAGUUGAAUACAUAUUACAACCAAUUUCAGAGAACAAAACUUAAGAAUUGGUAGAUAUUAUCAUUAUAUUGAACAAAUGGCUUAGAAAAGGUGUUAAACCUGCUUCCAAAAAAAAAAAAAAAAAAAGCCUGCCUGCCUGCCGCAUUGAAUUCUAAUUUUUUUGGCCCGAGAAACUAUUGAUUAAUUAUUUUUGGCCCAAUAGAUAUAACUUCAUUGCACUAUUUUACAAUAUUUAUUAUAAAGGAAUAUACCCUCCCUAACAUGUUUUAUGGUAAGUUACAAACUUACUAACAGAAAUGUACCUUUACUUAAACUGUUAAAUUGAAAGGUGUGGUGAAUUUUACCUUUUAUUUUCAAACCAUAUUUAUUUAAUGAGUUAAAUUAAUUAACGAAAUUUUGCCAAAAAGUACAUAAUGAAAAUGAAGAUAUAUGUUCUUUAAUAAUGGAGAAUGGUAUUCAACUCUGGGUUUUUCAAAAUGAAAUGUUGAAUUAAACUAUUUUGUAUGAACACAAAACCAGUUUUCUGAAGCAAGCCAUAUAAAUUAAUGUAAUACUUUACAAAGUAAACACACAAGUCAAUUUCAAAUACAGAUGUGGUGAAACAUUCUGUUAAAUGCUUGAUGAGUCUUCCACUAAAUUUUUGAACCACCUGUUCAAAUUUUGAGCAUGCCAACUUCCAUUCUGAAUAUGUAAAUGUUUAAUGUUCUCCACACACAGAAUUAUUGUGAUUUAUGUAUAAUUUUAAAGUGGAGAGUAGUUUUAGAUGUAAAUGUUCAAGAUUUGGUUCUUAUUCAAGUCAUUCAAGACCCCAAUUAGGAAACGGAUAACUUUCAAAAUUUAAAAGUUAUUGGAUUCUGGAUAUUUUUUGUUAUUUUUUGAAUUCAUUUUUGGUGCACUACUAAAUAUAAUUGUUUAUGAAUUAGUAAAUUACCACAGCAAACUAUUUUGUGACAUGAAAUACUGUUGCAUUUAUAGUCUUACACAACAUCAAAAACUCAUCAUAUUUCAUCCCAACUGAACAGAAAAUUCAUCGGUCAAAAAGCGUUAUGUCCAUAUCGUUAUGUCCAUAUAGCGAACAACAUUGAUUGUUGCCAGUUGUCCUUAUGUUGUUUUAAUUCAUUUAUAGACUUUUGAUUAUUAAAAGGUGUAUUUUUAUCAAGGACAUAAAACAAAACAACUAAUUUUGAAGUUGAGGAUGCUAAAUAUAUAUAAUUCAGUAUAUACUACAGCUUGAUCGUUUUUCGAUGAAAUUUUCAGAAAACCCCCACAAUUGAAAGGUUGUGUCUUUAAAGUUAAAAAAUGAUUUAAAAUUUACAUGAAUUAAAUGUGAAUUUACACAUUAUUCUAGACAUUGUAAAAGGUACAGAAUGUGAAGCUGUUACCUCUACGCAGAUUUAAUUAAAUCUUGCCAUAUCUUUUGUGAUUUUAACAUUUGAUAUUACAGCAUUAUUUAUUACAUGUAUUUAUUUUGGUACUUCAUAUUUAUUGCAUGUAUUUUACAUCUAUAUGUGUAUUUAUAAUACAGAAAAUGAUAUUAACAA
Saccostrea cuccullata (small rock oyster) is the source of this 5904-nucleotide messenger RNA. RefSeq lists its product as uncharacterized. Gene Ontology annotation, molecular function: protein binding. NCBI's taxonomy places the organism in Eukaryota, Metazoa, Mollusca, Bivalvia, Ostreida, Ostreidae. The coding region runs from base 252 to 3773 and encodes 1173 amino acids. The transcript is spliced from 9 exons. Gene Ontology annotation, cellular component: cell cortex; nucleus; apical plasma membrane. The record is from RefSeq and is a predicted model, not a curated record. Gene Ontology annotation, biological process: centrosome cycle; regulation of cellular localization; establishment or maintenance of cell polarity.